Messenger RNA from Nanorana parkeri, 661 nucleotides. RefSeq names its product proteasome assembly chaperone 4 (gene PSMG4). NCBI's taxonomy places the organism in Eukaryota, Metazoa, Chordata, Amphibia, Anura, Dicroglossidae. Gene Ontology annotation, biological process: proteasome assembly. The record is from RefSeq and is a predicted model, not a curated record. The transcript has 3 exons. Bases 20 to 391 code for a protein of 123 amino acids.
GGCGCAGUCAGAUGGGUGUAUGGCAGACAUGGAGGACUCUCACCCUCGUGCCAUCUCUAUACACAAUUUCAGUGAUAAGAUCUGCGACAAGCCGGUGCACUUCCAUGUGAUGAGUCUGCAGGACUGCUUCCUUCUGUGGUUCGGGUUCUCCCCGUCUCUGUCUAAUCUGGCGGUGGGCAUGUGCAGCAGAUUUGACUCUGCACCACUGUCUACUUUGAUUCUUGGAGACAAGUCUGAUCCCACUGCAAGUUCUUUUGCACAACGGCUAGCCAAGAAGACUAAAAAGCAAGUGUUUGUUAGUAUCAGCAUUCCAACCAAUGACAGCCAGCUAUUGAUGCUGAUAGAGAAACGAAUCAAGCAGGAAAUGGAUACCGUUCCUGAAAAGUUUUAAAGGUCAGAUCUUUACACUGACCGGACAUGCAAUACUGCCUGAGCAGGUCUACAGCUGAUUCAUGGUCGCUGAAAGUCAGUGAGGAGCAGCUCUGUGUCUAUGGAAUGCUGGGAAAAGCAGCGUGUAGAAGCUGAUUGAUGUACCAAAGACCAAAUGCAUAACAUAAGCCUCUAUUACCAGAUUUAAAUGUAUUGGGGGAUUCAACGGAUAAAGCUCACAUUUUGAAAGAUUAUUUUUGAACUUGAUCUCAUGCUUUAUGUAAAGAAAUAC